UCCCCCAGCAGUACAGUGAUUGACAUCAGUAGCACCACUAGUUGUCUUAAGUAUUGUCAUUGUCUGUAUUAAGGUUGUAGUUUGUAUGUUAAAGUAAUAGUUUUUCUACCUGUCACAUAGACAUGAAGACUCAUAGUUUUGUAUGUUUUCUUACUGGUGUAUUAGAUGUAUCUUUACAUAGUAUCAAAUUGGUUAUGUCAUUGGUAUUUCCUAUCUGAUAGUGGUUUUUCCUUAAUUAUUUCGGCAUGAAAACAUUCUGACAAACUGGAAAUUCCUUUUAAUAUCAUUUAAUUUUAAUUGCUCCAUUUUUGGAAAUUGAUCAUUCAUUAAAGGGCAGGAAUUGAACAGGCGGUGAAAUCUUAUAUUUCUGGAUGAGACAUUUUUCAGCUAAGUGUCUAUAGUUUUACACUCAAAACAAAGCUUUAAUUUUACAGGUGAGCCUCUGUAAACUGCAAAACAGAAACCAUAUAAGUUCACUUAUUCAAAAUCCCAGUGGAAGAAUGCACACAUAACAAUAGACAGUAGGUGGCAGUAUGGGGCCAUGAGUAGCAUUACACUGUGUGCUUGUAAGAGUUUCAUUUAUUAUCCACCAAAAAUAAUGCAGCUAAAUCAGCAUUCACACUAAUGAGCACGCAUAAGGAUAUUGUGACAUUUUCACCAUUGAGCAUGUGGUUUAUAAAGAACUCGAUGAAGUCUCAAGCUGGAAAGGCAGAGACAAAAGUCAAGUAAGUAAUGACUGCAGUGACAGAUGGGGAGAAGUGGGUACAAAAGGGAAGGAUAUUCAUUUUGAGAAAAUGCACUAAUUCCACACACUGUUUCUGGCUGUAUAGAUCUUUGUCAGGCACCGAGGCCUGAGUCAAACACAAAUUCACACAGGUUCCAUCAGCUGGUAAUCACAAUUCAAACCAACCUGCAGCUGCUAUUCAUUGAUUGACAAUUUACCAAUUCUAUAUACAAUAGAAACAGAAAUGUAUAGAAUUCCUGCUAGGAUAACAUUUAGAAAAUCUUUGCACUGAUGUGGUGAAGUCACAGCAACUUGAGCACACCUGUGCAGUACAGUUAUUGUGAUAAAUAUUACCUUUUUGAAGUUAUGAUGUGAAUAAUUUGUUGUGCUUGUGUCAGGUGUUGAAUCCACUGCAUAUAAUUCUUUGGGUCCACAGUUUGGUGUUUGUAUUUGUCCACAUGUACAACUUGUAGUACUGUUAGUGUGUAUAUGAAAAACAGGAUGUCCUCAGUGUUGAAUGGCAGUUGGCACAAGAGAAACAGAUACACUAGAAUAAAUACCUGACUGCUGGGAUCUGGGAAGACUUUCAGAAAGUCUUUGAGGAAGUCUCAGUCCAUUCAAGAGGAGGAUGAGGAUCCAGGAGACACUGGUUUGAAAGGAGACAGGCUGACAGCAGCUGUUCUCAGCAGUGACAGUAUUGAACAGGACUCAGUGAUGGUACCAGCAGAGAACACGACCAAUAUUGGCUUGGACACUAUAGAGGAAGAAGAGGAGAAAGCCAGGUUCUUUGCCCAACUAGAGGCAGGGGCUUUAUCAACUAUAGAUUACUCCAAGCUAAACAGAGAGCUGGACUCAACAAGUUCUACCAUCGAUACCAAACUCAGGAAAGCUGAGGAAGCAGUGGAGCAGAGUGAUGAUGAUCAAAGGAAGGCCAGAAUCACAGAGACUGUCAGAGAGUCUCCAGCCUUGACAGGAUCUCCACAUUACAGUGAGGAUUUUGAUGAAGAGGAGAAUGGAAAAGAGCCACUGCAGGAGAAGCCUAAAAUGUCUCCAAUUCUUGCCAAAGUUUCUCUGCAUGAUUCCCUGGAUGACACCGGUGGAGAAGACAAAGGAAAGGACACAGCAGGGUCUCUGGACAGAGGCCAGUCAUAUGUGCAGAGUGGAGGCUCAGAGAUGGAGGCUCUCCGUGAAGCCUACAGACAGAUCCAUGUGGUGGAAGAUUCAGAUGACCAUAAUCACCAUUAUUCGUCUCUGGAAGGGAGAGGAAGAAUAAACAGACCUGUGUCUCCAUCCUCUCCUCCUCAACAUGCCAGACAGUCUCUUCAGCCUGUUUCUACCAAUGAGUCAGAGCUACCCACUGCAGAGGAGCUAAUGAAACCCAUCCGGCCAGAGAGGGACCAUAUCAGAGGCUUCAGCCUCCAGCCUGUCAGUGCUGUAGGUCUUCAUCAAGAAAAGACAUCCAGCUUCAUGGAAACAAGUUUCCCAGAUGUGACUUCUCCAGAGUCACAACUGAAGAGACCAGAAAAGGCUGAACCUGCUGCAGGGAUAAAGGGAGCCAGAGGAUUGACUAGCCACCCAUCCAGCUCCCCAGAGCCUCUCAACCUGACAUGGAGCAUCAGACAGGAAGUAGAGAGGCUGAUGCAGGAUCAGGACAAAUGUUCUUCUUCCACAUCCUCUCAGGCUGAUAAAGCUAAGAAACAACAGGCCUCCCGUGGCUCCACUCUUUCUCAUUCCUCUACAUCUUCAGUGAGGAAACCCACUGUGGCUUCUGUGAGAGGCAGGAGAGUGGAGGGGAGAGCAGCAGUGACCUCCAGAUUGUCAGGGCUGAGUAGAACUGCUGCUCCAGCCAAAACCCAUUCUUCUGUUUCCCGUCCUCUACAGCAGCCACGACAGAAAAUCAAAGUCACAAAGACCCAAGAAAAAGAGGACUACACAGCAGAGGCGGGUCUGAAGGUGAGCAGUGAGCUGGUGGCAUCUGUUCAGUCCUUAGUGGCUGUCCUCCAACAGCAGAUAGACACCAGCAGUCACCAGGAUGUUACAGACACAGAUGCUAUAGUCAGAGGUCCCCAAGAAACCAGACUGAUGCAUCAUCUGCCUGAUAACAAUAGGGAGGAGGAGAGUUCUCUGGUGGAGGAGCUGAGAGUCCAGCUAGCUCAGAGAGAGCGGGAGCUGCAGAUAAUGAAAGAAGGUGCAGAGGAGCUCAACUCACUCAGGCAGCAGAACUACCUGCUGCAAAGCAAGCUGCGAAGUGCAGAGGAAGCCAGUCAGAAGAAGAGAUGGGCCGAGGCCUCUGACUCUGCCACAGAGGAAAAGCUCCGACAGAUUGAUAAGGAAAUAAAAGAGCAGGAGACGCUCAUAAAAGGUUACCAGCAGGAGAACGAGAAGCUGUAUUUGCAGAUGAAAGUUCAGCAGGUUAAGAGUAAAGCCAACGAGGAGGCCAUGUUUAAUGAAAACCAGAGGCUGCUGAAUGAGCUGGCUUUCACAAGGGAGCAGCUGAAUAAAACCUCAAGGCCCAUAAGAAGUGUCUGCUUAAUGGAUCACACCCAAAGAAUUACAGACUUGUUAGCUCAGAUAAAAACAUUUGAGAGCAAUGAGGCCCAGCUGUCUGAGGACAUUCACAGACUGAAGCAGGAGAAGCAGGCUCUGGAGGUCGACCUGCAGCUGAUGAAAAAAGAGAGGGACCUGGCUAAAGCUCAGGCCAUGUCUGUCUCAGGUGACAAGAGUUUUGAGAAGCGUGUAUUGGAGGAUAAGCACAGAGAGGAAGUGACGGCCCUGAAGAAGAAGCUGCAGUGGUUUGCUGAGAACCAGGAGCUGCUGGACAGAGACGCUGGCAGAUUGAAAGCUGCUACAGCUGAGAUACGCCGACUCAACGAGCAGGUAGAAAAACUGAAAAUGGAUGUGGGCAGACGAAGCACUGAGCAGCAGAGAAAAGCCAAAGAGAAAACAUCAGACACUAAGAGGAUGCAGGACCUGGAGCGACAGGUGAAAGAGCUGGAGCAGAUACUAAGACGAAGAAACCCAAACUCCCUGCCUGCUCUGAUCUACGCUGCAGCCACGGCUGACAGUCAAGAAGAUGUGUCUGCCAAAACGGCCCCACCCAGCAGGAUCAACACCCUGCUGGAGCGCAGGAUUCAGCGUCUGGAGGCUGAGCUGGAGGGUCACGAUGAGGAGGCCAAGCGCAGCCUACGAGCCAUGGAGCAACAGUUCCACAGGAUCAAGCUUCGCUAUGAGCAGCAGAUCUCAGAGCUGGAGCAGCAGCUACAAGCAGCAAACUGUGGAGUUGGGAAUGAGCCAUGGACAUCACAGGUUCAAACACUGGAGGAAGAGCUGCAGCAUGUGAAGGAAAGCCAUCAAGAGAAAGAAAAUUCGCUCCAGGACCAGAUUGAGUCUCUCCAGCAGCAGCUCAAACACAAGGCUCAACCAAGUCCAGGCCGACAUCAGCGUCAGGCAGAGGCAGCGUUUGGUGCCCGGAUAGAGCGGCUGAACCAAGACCUUGCCUCCAAGACACGGACCAUUCAGGAGCUGUCCCGCACUGUGGAGAGACUGCAGAAGGAGAGGAGGAACAUGCUGUCUGUUCCCAGCCCACGACCAGAUACCCGUUCUACAGAGACCAAACGACAGCCAGGCCCCGCCAAAACACUCUGCUCUGCUACUGCAGGAGAGACACACGGAAAGGAAGAAACAUUUCCAGCUGCUCAGUAUGAGAAGACCUACCAGCCCACUGUCUUUACAGGCAGUCAUAUCUCAGAGGUUCAGCAGGAGAACGAGGCUCUGAAGCAGCGCCUGGAGCUGCUGGAGCUGCACAGUGAGCAGGAGAGGGACGCAUUAAAGGCUGAUGCUCAACAAGCCAGGGAGGAGCUGUGCAGGCUAAAGGAGCGCUCUGCAGAGCAGCUGUCCUCCAUGAAAGCAGAGCACCUCAGGGUGUUAGACCAGCUGCGUGCCACCCAUGCCCUGGAACAUUCAUCCUCAACGGUUGCUGAACUGGCCAAUAAGCUCAACACUCAGGAGAUUGUCGUGAAACAUUUGCAAGACCAGCUGAAAGAGCUGCAGGGAGCUAAAGAGGCACUGGCAAUAUCCAGGACCCGAGAGGAUGCUCUGCAGAAGCAGCUAACCCAACUGCUGAAGGAGCUGAAGGAAGCUAAAGAAGCUCAGAGCCCAGAGGUGAAACUCCUGUGUAGUCUGGAGAGGAAGAUCUUCAACAUGGAGCUCAGACACCAACACAGAGAGAAGGAGCUGCAGCAGGUGAUUGGCGGAUCGUGGCAGACGUUGGAGGCUGAUCAGGAGUCAGAAGUGGAGACCUGGAAGCGUCUGGCUCAGGACAAGAGCAGAGAGUUGGAGGCUUUCCGUCAGGAGCUGGACUCCAUCUUGGACAUCCUGAGACAUCUCCAGAGACAGGGUGUAGUCCUCCCCACUCCUGACCCCUCCAUAACAGCCCCCCUCACCCAAAGGACUUAAUACACACAUGAGGUUUGACUAACGCCUGUUUGUGAAAGCUCAUGCUGAUAAUUGUGUGUUGAAGCCAAAGAUAGACAUCGUAAGCUACAAUCGAUGUCUCAGCUGAGCUUUCCUUCCACAGCCAGUAGAAUAAUUGUCAGUAUGCCACAUAUCAGAGAUACACAGCUGCUUUCAUCAGCUAAACUUAUUAACACAUACACACAGAAAUAAAGGUUUAAUAUAUUCACUUUUUGUUGCUGAAGCCAAAACACAAAAUGUCUCUCUACACAUGCUGUACCUGUGUCUUAUAAUUGUGUGUAUAUUUUGUAGCUAGUUUCUAUUUUUCAUUUAUUUAAAAUUUCGUAACUUAUUUAAGAU
Epinephelus moara (kelp grouper) is the source of this 5536-nucleotide messenger RNA. It is a transcript of the gene cep162, whose product is annotated as centrosomal protein 162. The coding region runs from base 1439 to 5179 and encodes 1246 amino acids. The transcript is spliced from 27 exons. Gene Ontology annotation, cellular component: axonemal microtubule; centrosome; centriole. Gene Ontology annotation, biological process: cilium assembly. NCBI's taxonomy places the organism in Eukaryota, Metazoa, Chordata, Actinopteri, Perciformes, Serranidae. The record is from RefSeq and is a predicted model, not a curated record.